AUGCCUACCUUUUUGGAAAAACUUGACCAGGCGUGCGAGACCAACCGUAGCCUGGUAUGCGUCGGCCUCGACCCGGAACCGUCCCGCAUGUCGGUGCCCGACGUGCUGGACUUCAACCGGGCCAUUAUAGAUGCGACCGCCGACCUGGUGUGCGCGUACAAGCCGAACCUUUCCUUUUAUGAGGCAUUGGGCAUCCCCGGCCUGCAGGCCCUGGAGCAGACAGUCCGGCACAUUCGCGAAGUGGCCCCUCAAGUGCAGCUAAUUGCCGAUGCCAAGCGGGGGGAUGGCGGCCCUUCGGCUGCCGCCUAUGCGAGGGCCAUGUUCGAGGUGUGGGGUGUUGACGCUGUUACGGUCAAUCCCUGGGGCGGCGGCGAAACAAUCCAGCCUUUCCUUGAAGAUGAGACAAAAGGGGUUUACAUCUGGUGCCGAGGCUCCUAUGCCAGCGCCGCAGACUUGCAGGACCUCAAGGUGGUUUCGCCCAAGGGUAAGAUGCCCGUAUACGAGCACCUGGCCCGUACAUCCCUCGACUGGAACGGCAAGGGCAACGUGGGCCUGGUGGUGGGAGCCACGGUGCCGGAGCAGCUGGCCUCGGUAAGAAGCAUCUGUCCCGAUGCUCCUCUCUUGAUUCCCGGCAUAGGGGCGCAGGGCGGCGAUCUGGAAGCUUCGGUCAGGAAUGGUACCGAUGGCCGGGGGCGGCGGGCAGUUAUCAACUCGUCCCGGGGAAUAAUUUAUGCCUCGACAGGGGCGGACUUCGCCGAGGCGGCGCGGCAGGCAACUACCAGGCUGCGCGAAGCGAUCAACCAAACAUUGGAAGAUGAGGGAAAGGGAUGGCCCUAGAAGUAAAGGUGGGCGACCAGGUGCGGCUCAAGAAACCGCAUCCCUGUGGUGGCUACCACUGGCGGGUUACCCGACUGGGAGCGGAUAUUGGCCUGGUUUGCGUGACCUGCCGCCGCUUCGUGAUGCUGCCAAGGCCGCAACUGGAAAGGCGGGUAAAAGAGGUGCUGCCAGCGGAGGCGCCGGUGGAUGAGUCAGUCCUGGACUAGUUGGGACAAGGCCCGCGGUUUAGUUUGCCCUUGCGCUGUCCCUUCGGCAAGGCGGGAAGUCGCACGGUUGCUGGCUCUGAGAUUCCUGCCUUCGCAGGAAUGACGGUUAGAGUUGGAACGGCAGUUAUUGUUGGAGUGGCGGUUAAUCUUUCGAAGACAGUUAAGGCGGAAUGGCGGUUAACGUCGAGAUUUCUGGCUUCGCAGGAAUGACGAGCAAUAAUGGGAUGACGGGAAACGUCUUUUCCCGAUUUGCUGGGGGUGGGAUUGCUGUCGAGACUUCUACCUGCCCGCCUGCACCAGGUCGUCAGUCCGGUUGGCGAUUUCCUGGGGGGUGCUUUCCCACUCGUCCAGGUGGACGUGGAAGUCGCUCAGGUGCUUGACCAGGGUGUCCAUGAAGUUACGCACAGCGCGGCCCAGGAACUUGCCCCUCAAGGUACACACGCCCAGCACCGACGAUGGGAAAAUGUGCUCCAGUGAUACCACGCCCAGCUUGUUGUGGUCUUCGGGAUGGAGAGUAAAGUCGUUGCCGAUGGCGACUCCCAUACCAAUUUCGACGUACUGCUUGACCGACUCGGCGUGGUCCACGCCCAGCACAACGUCAAACCGGAUGCCGUGGUCCUUAAAGGACUGUUCCAGGUUGCGACGGGUAAUACUCUCGGGACUCGAAAGAAUCAACGGCCAGUGGGCGAUAUCUUCCAGUUCGAUGGGGUGUUUCUGCAGCAACUGGUGCCCCGGAGGGGUUAGCAGCACUACCCUGUAAUCGAAGAGCUUGAAAAACUCGAGAGAGGGCUCGUCAGUGGGAGGCGGGGAGGUAAUCGCCAAGUCCAGUUCCCCGGACUUCACCAGUUGUAUCAGUCCCGCAUAGGGGCGGGCGGUCAACUGGAGGCGAACAUCGGGGUAAAAGUCGAGGUAAGACUGGAUCGGCCUGGGCAGGUGAUGAGUUACCACGUCCGGGUAGGCCCCUAUAUGGAGCGACCCACGCCGUUCCGUAUAGUCCAUCUGGGUUUUCAGGGUAUCCACCGAUUCAACUAUGGGGGUUAUCAACUCCAAAAAUAUGGAUCCUUCAGAGGUCAUCUGGAUUGGACGCUUGAUCCUGUCGAACAGAGUAAUACCAAACUCGUCUUCCAGCUUUCGCAGGUGAGUUGUUACCGUAGGCUGUCCCAGUUCCAGCUUGCGGGCCGCCUUGGAUACGCUGUGCAGACGGGCCACAUGAUAAAAACUGAUAAUCUCGCGUAAUUCCAUAAUUGCCAGUUACCUCUAACGGGUUUAAGGCAUAUAAUACAUGGAUAUAAAAUAUUAUACAAUAUCGCUUGACAAAAUACUAAUCUCUAAUGAAAAUGGGGGACACUGGCAUAAGCCGAAGUGUGCGCUGGGGACGGCUAGUGCGCUUAACAUUUUUGACUCUAUGUACGAGGAGGAACAGGGCUAAUGGCUUUUGUUAUUACUGAACCCUGUAUCGGGGUCAAAGAUGCUUCCUGUGUUGAGGUGUGCCCAGUGGACUGCAUCCACACCGACGACGCAGCGGAAAUGUAUUUCAUCAAUCCAGAUGACUGCAUUGACUGCGCCUACUGCGAAUCGGCGUGCCCGGUAAACGCUAUCUUCGACGAAUUUACGGUACCCGCCACCAUGCGGGAAUACGUCCAGAAAAACCGGGUCUUCUUCCGCAAGUAACCCCGAGCCGGCUCGGGCCGGCAGGGCCGUUGCAAAUCCGCAGCAUUAAGCUGCUGAACUACCAGGGACUACCACGGCAACGGCAAUCCGCUACGACAGCACAAGGGAAACAGCUUGGAUCUUCUCUUUCUGAUUGUUCGCCGACUGAACGUAAUCGGCAAUUUCAAGGAACUGGGCACCGACCGCCAGCGCAAAGAGACCAUGAUAGGUCUGGCGGCCACGCAACUGCUGGUGCAGUUGGCCAGCAUGCCCGUUGCCUUGGUCAUUCCUUCAGUAGCGCGCCACUUUGAGGUAAACGUUGCCGAGGCUGCCUGGAUGGUUGUCAUCCGGCUGCUGAUGCUGGGCUGUACCGUGUUCCUCGCCGCCCGGUUGGGCCAGA
Geodia barretti is the source of this 3093-nucleotide messenger RNA. NCBI's taxonomy places the organism in Eukaryota, Metazoa, Porifera, Demospongiae, Tetractinellida, Geodiidae. The record is from the annotation of a GenBank genome assembly.